AGUACUACCACAACCACGAACUCCAAAACAUCAUCUCAUAAACCAAAAACACACAAUCUCAAAAGAUUUGAGUAUUUCUCAUUACAAAGAUUCAAUCUUCUUGUUCCUUUUUGCAACCAUGAGUCUUCUUGCAGAUCUUGUUAACCUUGACCUCUCAGACAACAGUGAAAAGAUCAUCGCUGAAUACAUAUGGGUUGGUGGUUCUGGUAUGGACAUGAGAAGCAAAGCCAGGACUCUAUCAGGACCAGUGACCGAUCCAUCGAAGCUUCCGAAAUGGAAUUAUGAUGGUUCAAGCACUGGUCAAGCUCCUGGUCAAGAUAGUGAAGUGAUCUUAUACCCUCAAGCGAUUUUCAAAGAUCCGUUCCGUAGAGGCAACAACAUUCUUGUUAUGUGUGAUGCUUACACUCCUGCGGGCGAGCCAAUCCCUACGAAUAAGCGACAUGCUGCAGCUGAGAUCUUUGCUAACCCUGAUGUUGUAGCUGAAGUGCCAUGGUACGGAAUCGAACAAGAAUACACUUUGCUGCAGAAGGAUGUGAACUGGCCUCUUGGAUGGCCCAUUGGUGGCUACCCUGGCCCUCAGGGACCAUACUACUGCAGUAUUGGAGCUGACAAAUCUUUUGGAAGAGACAUUGUUGAUGCUCACUACAAGGCUUGUUUGUAUGCUGGAAUCAACAUCAGUGGGAUCAACGGAGAAGUCAUGCCGGGUCAGUGGGAGUUCCAAGUCGGCCCAUCGGUCGGUAUCUCAGCUUCUGAUGAAGUGUGGAUCGCUCGUUACAUUUUGGAGAGGAUCACAGAGAUUGCUGGUGUGGUUGUAUCUUUUGACCCGAAACCGAUUCCGGGUGACUGGAAUGGAGCUGGUGCUCACACCAAUUACAGUACUAAAUCGAUGAGGGAAGAAGGAGGAUACGAGAUAAUCAAGAAAGCGAUCGAGAAGCUCGGACUAAGACACAAGGAACACAUUUCCGCUUACGGUGAAGGAAACGAGCGCCGUCUCACAGGACACCAUGAAACCGCUGACAUUAACACUUUCCUUUGGGGUGUUGCGAACCGUGGAGCAUCGAUCCGAGUAGGACGUGAUACCGAGAAAGAAGGGAAAGGAUACUUUGAGGAUAGGAGGCCAGCUUCAAACAUGGACCCUUACAUUGUUACUUCCAUGAUUGCAGAGACUACACUCCUCUGGAACCCUUGAAAGGAUGAUCCAUAAAUCUUGAAGUUGCUUCUGAUUGGGUUUCUUGGAAGUUCCAAGUUUGUCUUUUCUACAGUUUAUUAAGCAAAAUUGUACCGGUUGAUAUUGCCGGAGUUUGUGAUUUGGGGCCUUUCGUUUUCUUCUUUAUAAUCUUUUGGGUUUUGGGUUCUGUGGUUAGAGCAAAUUCGGUUUGCUUUGUUUGUUUGACCUUUAUUGAACCUUUGGUAUUUGUACUAAUAAUACAAUCUGAAAAGG
This is a messenger RNA of Arabidopsis arenosa, 1441 nucleotides long. NCBI's taxonomy places the organism in Eukaryota, Viridiplantae, Streptophyta, Magnoliopsida, Brassicales, Brassicaceae. The record is from the annotation of a GenBank genome assembly.